AAAAAAAAAAGCCUGUCUUCUCAUUUACUUAAAUGACUAUUCAGGAUCUUAUUACUUUCUCUGUUCAAAACAAAUGUAGAAGAUAUUUUUUAAGAAGCCAAACAAAUGCUGAGGAGUUUACAAAAUGAAACUGGAAUUAAGAACCUGAGUCUUAUUUCUAAAUGUGAAUAGCAGAUGUAGGUGAAAAGUUAUCAUCUUUAGCAAUGACUGACACAGUUCACAGGUAAUAGGUCUUUCUGUCUUCUAAAAUUAGCCUUCUAAAAAUAUUUCCUUUUGUAACAUUACUCAUUCUCAAGUUACAUUUGAAAUGUUAUAGUUAAGAUGGGUAAAAUGUUGGUUCUUUUCAUCUGAGUGAAUUCAAAAAAGCUUUUGCUCAAACUUCGCAAGCAAAACCAGCUCUGAGCAAAAGCAAAACAUGGAAAACUUCAGAAAAUUUAAAGCGGUUGGAAACCCAGAAGUUAAAAUACUGUUUUGGUGGUGGUACUGCCAGACAAGUUCUGCCACACUUACAGGAGCUGAAUUAAUGUUCCUGGAAAUAUGGACUUGAAUUAAUUCAUACAGAUUGGCAUUGUUCUUUGCACGUAAACUCUGACCGAAAAGGCGUGCCUCUUCCUAUGGUAACAUGAUCGGCCUUGUAGUUCCCAAGCACUUUAAAACAAUCUGCUGCAGGAUUAGUGUGCAGAUAACAGAAAUUACCAUAAUGAAAUCAACACUGCUAAAAGCAAAGUACCAAGUCCAGAUACUAUGCAACCAUAUUAGCAGCCGUAACAUAAAAAAAAAUCAGUACACAUUUUCGGGCACUGUUACAAAAGAGACACUCUGUUGAGUUCUGCUGGUUUAGAACAAACAAACCUUUUUUAAAUAUUUAGAGAAGACUGAGUCCACUUCCUGAAAAGCCGAAGCCAAAGUCUGACCUGAUUUGAUCUGAAAUGAGGCCAUCAACUGUUACGCAAUUUUAUUCAUAUCAGGCUUUGUCCAAGACUGAUUCUCCUCCCAGCUGUGUGCAGGAACCCACGAUGAAACAGAGUUUUGCUUUUGACAACAUGGGCUACGAAGAGAGUUUUGAAACAGUGCCCUCUUCAUCUUCUCAAACACACACUGUUGCAGUCAGCGUUCAGGGCAUGACUUGCCAGUCUUGUGUGCAGUCGAUAGAAGGCCAGAUUUCCAAGGUGAAAGGCGUUGUGAGCAUCAAAGUCUCCCUUGAGCAGAACAAUGCUGUAAUACAGUAUGUACAGUCGGAAAUAAGUCCUGAACAGAUUUGCCAGGAAAUUCAGGAUAUGGGUUUUGACGCAAACGUAGCAGAAGAGACAUCAGCACCGGUUUCCGUAAGUGUGCCAUGCUCGCGAGAGGCGGUAAUUAAGCUUCGGGUGGAAGGCAUGACAUGCCAGUCCUGUGUCAGCAGCAUCGAGGGGAAGAUUAGGAGACUGAAUGGCGUGGUAAGAAUCAAGGUGUCACUUGGUAACCAGGAAGCAAUUAUUGCUUACUAUCCUUACAUCAUUCAGCCCGAAGACCUCAAGAGCCAUAUCAGGAACCUGGGGUAUGACUGCACCAUUAAGAGUAAAUCAGCCCCGUUGAAGCUCGGUGUGCUUGAUGUAGGACACCUGCAGAAUACAGCCGCCAAGACGACACCAGCGUGUCGAGACAGCGGCAGGGUGGCCCCGCUGGCUGUCAAGAUGAGCAGCACAGCUACGGUACAAAUAGAAGGCAUGCACUGCGAGUCUUGCGUCAGAAACAUCGAAGAAAAUAUAGCGGCCCUGCCAGGCGUACAGAGUAUUAACGUGUCUUUGGAGCACAAACACGCUGUUGUACAGUAUAGCCCCCAUUUAAUUACCCUGUCAUCUUUGCAGCAAGCUAUUGAAUCCCUUCCACCUGGAAACUUUAAAGUAUGCCUCCUUAGCAGUUCAGAAGCAAAUAACGGAGCAUCUUCGUCACCUGCUUUGCUCUGUGGUCUCUUCAGAGAGCAGCUAAUAGAUAGGACGUGUACAGCUGUUAUUAGGAUUGACGGAAUGACCUGUAAUUCUUGCGUACAGUCCAUAGAAGGGACGAUAUCACAGAGAAAAGGAGUGCAACAUAUAGCAGUUUCUCUAGCUGAAAAGACUGGCACCAUAUGUUAUGAUUCGACUGUAACUAACGGAGAAGAAUUAAGAGCUGCCAUAGAAGACAUGGGGUUUGAUGCAUUGGUUUUCACAGAUACCGCUACUGGAGAAAACACGUGUCGGUCUGAUGCCAGCAGUGCCGUGGUGCAGCCUCAAGUUCCAGAGUCAGUAGCUCCAGAGUCUCACCAAGGCUGCGGUGCAGAUGCUCUUCCAGAAGGUGCUGGCCUUGAUGUGCCACACCAGCCCAGCGGAAUGAUGGCCGAAAAGUGUUUUUUACAAAUCACAGGCAUGACCUGCGCAUCGUGUGUGUCUACCAUUGAGAGAAAUCUGCAGAAAGAAGUUGGUAUUGUUUCAGUGCUGGUAGCGCUGAUGGCAGGUAAAGCAGAGAUAAAGUACAAGCCGGAGUUCAUACAGCCUCUUGAAAUAGCACAGCUGAUUCAGAAUUUGGGUUUUGAAGCUACUGUCAUAGAAGAUCAUACUGAAACAGAAGGAAAUGUGGAGCUUCUUAUUACCGGGAUGACUUGUGCUUCUUGUGUUCACAAUAUUGAAUCCAGACUUAUGAGAACUAAUGGCAUAUUCUAUGCCUCUGUUGCACUUGCCACUUGCAAAGCUCACGUCCAGUUUGAUCCUGAAGUUACCGGACCUCGAGAUAUUAUAAAAAUAAUCGAGGAAAUUGGCUUUCAUGCAUCUUUGGCUAGAAGAGUUCCUAAUGCACAUAACUUGGAUCAUAAAAAGGAAAUACAACAGUGGAGGAAAUCUUUCUUGUGCAGCCUAGUGUUUGGUAUCCCUGUCUUAAUCCUAAUGAUUUAUAUGCUAAUACCUGAUGGCGAGCACCACGGAUCUAUGAUGCUGGAACAGAAUCUCAUUCCUGGAUUAUCUAUUUUAAAUCUUCUCUUCUUUGUCCUGUGCACUUUUGUUCAGUUUCUUGGUGGAUGGUACUUCUACGUACAAGCUUACAAAUCACUGAAGCACAAGACAGCCAAUAUGGACGUGCUCAUUGUACUGGCCACGACUAUUGCUUACGUAUAUUCAUGUGUGAUCCUGAUGGUAGCGAUAGCUGAAAAGGCAGAAAAAAGCCCUAUCACUUUCUUUGACACACCUCCAAUGCUGUUUGUAUUCAUUGCCCUUGGGAGAUGGCUGGAACACAUAGCAAAGAGUAAGACCUCAGAAGCUCUUGCUAAGCUGAUAUCUCUUCAAGCCACAGAAGCAACUGUGGUGACUCUUGGACCUGACCACUCUAUUGUCAGGGAAGAGCAGGUAGCUGUUGAAUUAGUUCAACGAGGUGAUAUCGUGAAGGUUGUUCCUGGUGGAAAGUUCCCGGUGGAUGGAAAAGUCAUUGAAGGCAAUUCUAUGGCAGAUGAAUCUCUUAUUACUGGGGAAGCUAUGCCAGUCACUAAAAAGCCUGGGAGCACAGUGAUUGCUGGUUCUAUAAAUGCACAUGGCUCAGUUCUUGUUAAUGCAACUCAUGUUGGGAAUGACACUACCCUGUCACAAAUUGUGAAAUUGGUGGAAGAAGCUCAAAUGUCAAAGGCACCCAUCCAGCAACUGGCAGAUAAGUUCAGUGGAUAUUUUGUUCCAUUUAUCAUCAUCAUUUCAACAGUGACAUUGAUAGUAUGGAUCACAAUUGGUUUUAUAAAUUUUGAUAUUAUUCAGAAAUAUUUUCCUAAUCAAAGCAAACACAUUUCAAAAGCCGAAGUCGUACUGCGGUUUGCCUUUCAGACCUCAAUCACUGUGCUGAGCAUCGCGUGCCCCUGUUCAUUAGGCUUGGCUACCCCAACGGCUGUGAUGGUAGGCACGGGAGUUGCGGCACAGAAUGGUAUUCUCAUCAAAGGUGGAAAGCCCCUGGAAAUGGCACACAAGAUCAAGACUGUGAUGUUUGAUAAAACUGGCACCAUCACCUGUGGAGUUCCUAAAGUCAUGCGGGUGCUCUUGCUGGGAGAGACAGCUCUGCUGCCUCUGAAGAAGGUACUGGCUGUGGUUGGCACUGCAGAAGCCAGCAGUGAGCAUCCUUUAGGAGUGGCAGUCACUAAAUAUUGCAAAGAGGAGCUGGGUACUCAGAGCCUGGGCUACUGCAUGGAUUUUCAGGCAGUCCCAGGCUGUGGAAUCAGCUGCAAAGUCGGUGGCAUUGAUGCUGUCCUGGGCACGGCCGAAAGGAGCCUCGAUAAGCCACACACUUACAGGAGCGGGGAUGGCCAUGGUCCCCUGGGAGAAAAUACACUGAUCAUGCUCUCUGAACCAGAUGGUCUAUCAGCUUCUCAUACAUACUCAGUGUUGAUUGGGAAUCGCGAGUGGAUGCGGCGCAACGGCAUGCAUAUUGCAAAUGAUGUUAACGAUGCAAUGACAGACCAUGAAACCAAAGGACAGACUGCCAUACUAGUUGCGAUAGAUGGUGCGUUGUGUGGCAUGAUCGCAAUAGCAGAUACUGUCAAGCAGGAGGCAGCCCUUGCUGUGCACACACUGAAAAACAUGGGAAUAGAUGUGGUGCUGAUAACAGGGGACAACAGAAAAACUGCAAAAGCUAUUGCUACUCAGGUUGGGAUCAAAAAAGUCUUUGCUGAGGUACUUCCUUCUCACAAGGUUGCAAAGGUCCAGGAACUCCAAAAUGAGAGAAAGAAGGUCGCCAUGGUUGGUGAUGGAGUCAAUGAUUCCCCUGCGCUAGCCAGGGCUGACAUUGGGAUUGCAAUUGGAACAGGCACUGAUGUUGCCAUCGAAGCAGCAGAUGUUGUUCUUAUCCGAAAUGACUUGCUGGAUGUAGUUGCCAGUAUUCACUUAUCAAAGAGAACAGUACGAAGAAUACGAAUAAAUCUGAUUCUUGCCUUGAUUUAUAAUCUGCUUGGAAUACCCAUAGCAGCAGGCGUGUUCAUGCCUGUUGGCCUCGUGCUUCAGCCUUGGAUGGGAUCAGCUGCAAUGGCAGCUUCUUCAGUGUCUGUAGUGCUGUCUUCCCUGCAGCUGAAAUGUUAUAAGAAGCCAGAUGCAGAAAGUUACGAAGCACAAGCUCAAGGCCGCAUGAAGCCACUUAAUCCUUCCCAAAUCAGUGUUCAUAUUGGAAUGGAUGAUAGGAGGAGGGAUUCAUCCAGACUGGCUCCUUGGGAUCAGAUUAGUCAAGUGUCUCUCUCUUCCUUGACUUCAGACAAGCUGCCAAGACAUAAUGGUUUUGUAGAAGAAGAAGGUGACAAGUGGUCAUUGCUCAUGAAUGAAGAUGAAGAACAGUACAUUUGAAGCACUGUAUUCUUAGUGCAGCAGAAACCAUUCUUCCCCACCAGUGACAGGAAGGACUGAGUUGUGUCAUCAACAAUUUUAAGGCUAUAAGAGAAGUCAUUCUUUCGACUCACAAAACAGUUGCUACUCAGUUCAAUGCUGGGUUGUAUGGAUUGUGAUUUUUCAGGUCACCAGUUACUUCUAGUCUUUGAAAGGAUCUGUGACUCUAUAAUGAACUGGGUACUUUGCACACAAAAAAUAGCAAAAUAAUAGAAAAUUGUAAUUUUCAGAGUUCUCUAUAUUGGACUGUUUGCUGAGUACCAAAUUUCAUUCUUUCAGGCUUACAAUCUUUAGUCUUUCAAGAGCACAUAUAACAAGAGUGUUUUCAGAUCUGCCAAACUGUAAUUUCUUGUCAAAGUGAAAACAUCCGUGGCAUAAGGAGCUCUAUGGUUGGAAGUUGUAUUUUUACAUAGAAUCCUAACUAGGCAUGUCAUUGUGGGAGCAGUUUAUAUUUAGGAUUUGUGUGCAUCUUCUUGGACCAAAAAUGCUUCAGUGUUUCACUGACUAUAACUUUCUGAAAGAUCUCUUUCACAGAUUUUUCACUUGCUUUCAAGUAUCACAUUCUUCUGAUACACAUUUUCAUUGCUGAACUUGUUCUGUGAUUCUUAUUGCUCUCCUAGGGGUUUUUUUUGCUUUUGUUUUUUUUGCUACGUAUGAGUUCUUUUUUUUCUGUCUUCACACAAGAUUUCCUCUUUGACUUAUUAUGUUUACAGAUAUUCCUGUUUGGGACAGGAUCCUUGAAGUCACUCAGUUCCUGCUGAAAUCCCUAAAGGCAGAGCUAUUGCUUGUUCACAUGGCUAUCAUUUUUCUUUGGAUACCUUGCAGAAUCCCUUGAAGUUCCUAAUAAUGGGACAGUUUCUUCGCUUAAGCAGAGUGAACUGUUUAUGCUAGUGUGAAUGGUAAUAGCAGGCUUGAAAGACUUGAACUAAGGGCUUGAACUAAGAAGAUUUGUGAUAACUUGAAUUUUAAUGUAAAUGGGUAUUAAUGUCUUGAAUUGGUUUUAAUUUCCCUCUUUGCUCUAGUUUGAUAAGAAAUCAAGGUGUUGGGGGUGGACAACCCUUUUUCUCACUUUAACGUUUUUACCAAAGCUUGCCAUGACUUUAUCUUCCUGAAUGUGAAAUUCAUCCCUUAAUGCUUACAUUUAGAGUCUGGACCAUAGAGAUAACUGCUUCAGUGCACUGAAUCUAGUCCUGGGGUGAGGUGCUGCUGAGCUGAGGGACUCUGAAGUCCCCAGACCAGAGUUUUAUAGUCUGAUCUAGAAGGUUACAUUAGUGCAUUAAGCAAUGUGAAAUAACCACUUAAUUCCACAAACUUAAAACUGUUUUCAGCAGGGGUUCAAAUCCUGCUCUUCCUAAUGUAAAAAUGAACAGCAAGUUAGAGGGGAAAAGAACGGUGCUUAGAGCAGGUCUUACUAUUCUCUCUUCCUCUUUAUAUUAUAUUUGAGCUUUUCUGAGAAAACAUCCACAGCAUUGGCUUAAAUAUAAUUACAAUUCCAUUUUAAAACCGUAAAACCUUUCUGUAUGUGUAGAGAUUACUUUCACAGCACAUAUACAUUUAAAACAUGCCUUAGGUGCCUAUACAUGGCCCCAUGGAGAAGAUGGUCUACUGUUUUACUAUUUUAUAUGUUUUCUUGUGAGUGCUUACAGUAAAAAUGUUUUUUUUUAAGAAAUAA
Molecule: messenger RNA, 7026 nt
Organism: Dromaius novaehollandiae (emu)
Lineage: Eukaryota; Metazoa; Chordata; Aves; Casuariiformes; Dromaiidae
Gene: ATP7B
Product: ATPase copper transporting beta
Exons: 21
Coding region: 930-5315 (1461 amino acids)
Biological process (GO): copper ion homeostasis; monoatomic cation transport
Cellular component (GO): membrane
Molecular function (GO): ATP hydrolysis activity; ATP binding; P-type divalent copper transporter activity
Source: RefSeq, a predicted model, not a curated record